Messenger RNA from Dicentrarchus labrax (European seabass), 3133 nucleotides. It is a transcript of the gene cdk5rap1, whose product is annotated as CDK5 regulatory subunit associated protein 1. Gene Ontology annotation, cellular component: mitochondrion; cytosol. The transcript has 13 exons. The record is from RefSeq and is a predicted model, not a curated record. Gene Ontology annotation, molecular function: 4 iron, 4 sulfur cluster binding; tRNA-2-methylthio-N(6)-dimethylallyladenosine(37) synthase activity. NCBI's taxonomy places the organism in Eukaryota, Metazoa, Chordata, Actinopteri, Moronidae. The coding region runs from base 377 to 2191 and encodes 604 amino acids. Gene Ontology annotation, biological process: negative regulation of cyclin-dependent protein serine/threonine kinase activity; tRNA modification.
UGGUAGUUGUUGUGGUAGUUGUACAUUAGCUGCUGUAAGGUAGGACGUCUUCCAUCGUCACCCCAACUGUCCCCAGUUAUUACCUAGCAACAGUCGUAGUUUUGAGAGCCAGACGCUUUUCCCGGGUUUCUGUACGGUCACUUUGAAACGGGGAGAUACUCCUCUUGAUAUUAAUAUUAUCUUUGGCUCCACAUGAGAACAGUCCCUCAAUGACAUUUAGCCAACGUAGCUAGCACAUACAGCAGUUGUACAGUAAGAUAAACAAGGGACCAAACGUUAGCCACUUUGGAGGCUAAAAGUAGCUAACUACAGUAUAUGGUUGCUCUGUUAGAGCUAACUCCGACAGGUAGCUACAGAGACUACCACCUAACUAAACAUGGGACACCUCAGGAUGUUAAAACCCCUGUUUACCAUUCCCCCACACUGGGUACCCAUCAGGUGUAUCCAACCCAGAUAUUGCUCUAAUCUAGCGAACACCAGUGUGACAUCAAGAGAGAGGAGGACAACUGUAGACAAGUUCAAGUCCCAGAUAUCCUCUGGUCCAAGCUUCCAGGAUUUCAUCAAAGGAGUUUCAGUUAAUAACAAGACUUAUGCUGCAGAUGGAGAGUGUGAAGAACAUAGCUAUCUUUCUGAGGACUUGGAGAUGGGGAAUUCAAGGAAAGUGUAUUUUGAAACCUACGGAUGUCAAAUGAAUGUAAACGACACAGACAUAGCCUGGUCCAUCCUACAGAGGAAGGGAUAUCAGCGCACGGUUGACCUACGCGAGGCAGAUGUUGUCCUUCUGGUAACGUGCUCCAUAAGAGAAAAAGCUGAACAAACAAUUUGGAAUAGACUACAAGAACUGAAAGCGAUGAAGAAGAGACGGUUAAAGACCCACACACCAAUGAAAAUUGGGAUUUUAGGGUGCAUGGCAGAGAGGCUGAAGACGGAGAUUUUGGAGCGGGAGAAGCUGGUAGAUGUUCUCGCAGGUCCAGACGCCUACCGGGACCUUCCCCGCCUCUUGACUGUAGCUGACGGAGGUCAACAGGCAAGCAACGUACUGCUGUCCUUAGAGGAGACCUACGCUGACGUCAUGCCUGUCCACCACGCUCCUCAGGGACGCAGUGCUUUUGUGUCCAUCAUGCGAGGCUGUGACAACAUGUGUAGUUACUGCAUUGUUCCCUUCACCCGAGGGAGAGAGAGGAGUCGACCUGUCAGCUCCAUACUUGAGGAAGUUCGUAUGCUGUCGGAACAGGGUGUGAAGGAGGUGACUUUGCUGGGUCAGAACGUGAACAGCUACAGAGACACGUCAGAAGAACAGUUCUGCAGCUCAGACCUGACCCAGCUCAGCCGGGGGUUUAAGACCGUCUACAGAACUAAGCAGGGGGGCCUGCGCUUCUCCGACCUGCUGGACCGAGUGUCCCGCAUCGAUCCUGACAUGAGGAUCAGGUUCACUUCCCCUCAUCCCAAAGAUUUCCCUGACGAGGUUUUGCAUCUGAUCGCGGAGCGAGGCAACAUUUGUCAGCAGAUCCACCUUCCGGCCCAGAGUGGGAGCAGCAAGGUCCUAGAAGCAAUGCGCCGUGGCUACACGAGAGAGGCCUACCUUGAUCUGGUGAAGAACAUCAAGGCGAUUAUGCCAGAGGUGAGUCUCAGCAGUGACUUCAUCUCAGGCUUCUGUGGUGAAACAGAGGACGACCACCAGCAGACUCUGUCUCUGAUCAGAGAGGUGGGCUACAACGUGGGCUUCCUGUUUGCUUACAGUAUGAGAAAGAAAACCCACGCCUUCCAUCGGCUACAAGAUGACGUGCCAGCAGAGGUGAAGCAGCAGAGGCUGGCGGAGUGCAUCCGUGUAUUCAGAGAGGAAGCUGCGAGGGUCAACGCUGCUCUCAUUGGCAGCAUGCAGCUUGUCCUGGUGGAGGGAGAAAGUAAAAGAUCUGCCAAGGACCUGUGUGGGAGAACUGACGGUAAUAUGAAAGUGAUUUUCCCCAAAGAGGAUGUUGCUGCUCAGAAUGCAGAAUCCAACACUGCACCGGUCAAUGCUGGAGACUAUGUGCUGGUGAAGAUAUUGUCGGCCAACUCCCAGAGCCUGAGAGGCCGAGCCCACAGUCACAGCUCGCUGAGAGAGACAGUGAAGCACUAUGAGGCUCUACCCAGACAUCAGCUUGAUGAACAUGUGGACUCAGACGCGACCGCCAUUAAAACGGGCCCCUGAUUGACGCAGUUGACACCACAGGAAACAAAGUAGUACGCUGACUUCUUCUAUUGAAUGACUUUGACACACGGAGACUGUUUCUAUGUGAAGUUUGGUCAUCUUAUUAACUAUGAAAACCGCAUUGUGUUAUUUAUACAGUCAGUACUACCUAUGUGUAUGUACGUAUUGAACUGAACCCUGUUAAGAUGAUGUAAAUUAUAGUGUUUGUUUAGUACAAACUACUGUGGCUGAUUUGUUUUGUCUGAAGCGGGGCUGCUUGAUUGAUGUGUUGGCAUUUUUUUUUCAUGGGACUCUCCAAACUGCAGUAAAAAUGUCAUGGAUCAGCACAUUUGUAGAAUUGCUCUGUGAGCUACAAAGUCAGAAAGUUUGAGAAAGAAUUUGCCCAAAGUCAGCAGCAGAAAGUGCCGUGAUCUGCUUUGGAAGGAGUAUGUUAUUACAAAAAGAUGAUUGCUGUGACAAACAGCAAACCCUGUCCUCCAGACUGUGUUCUGACACAACUGCAGUUAUCCCCGUUCACUGCCCUCAUCUGCAUUUUAUAUUUACAAAACUUUGUCUGAGUUCACAUUUAAAAGAAAAAGAAAAAUAGUAUAAAGAACAGAAGAGUGAUAUAAAAUUCUCAGGAGAUACAAACAGGAUAUCUGUGACAUAUUUCUCAGGCGUGGAGAGCAUCAUUUCUUUUUGUUUCUUAAGGUAGCUGUACAGGCUGUGAUCGUGUCUUGAUGGUGGGAUGCCCCAGUGCAGAAAUGAAUCCUGGGAGAUUCCAGAAAUUCCAUUCAACCCGUGAACUGAACAUCUGUCCCAAUCAGCAUAUAGUCCUAGAGACAAAUACAGCACAGCAAUAGCAGUUAGUAACAGCUUUGAAAAGGAUGAAUGCUGAUGUUUUCUACUACACUGCCCUCAUUAAAAUCCAUGUCAUAUAAUAAAUGCAGCUUGUUCAAAAAA